Nannospalax galili (Upper Galilee mountains blind mole rat) is the source of this 1223-nucleotide messenger RNA. RefSeq names its product aldo-keto reductase family 1 member C13-like. Gene Ontology annotation, cellular component: cytosol. The transcript is spliced from 9 exons. Gene Ontology annotation, molecular function: ketosteroid monooxygenase activity; aldose reductase (NADPH) activity; steroid dehydrogenase activity. Lineage: Eukaryota; Metazoa; Chordata; Mammalia; Rodentia; Spalacidae. Gene Ontology annotation, biological process: steroid metabolic process. The record is from RefSeq and is a predicted model, not a curated record. Bases 43 to 1014 code for a protein of 323 amino acids.
GCAGAAGCAUCAGAACCUGCUUAGGCAGAGGAGCAACAAACAAUGAGCUCCAAACAUCAAUGCAUGAAACUCAGCGAUGGCCACUUCAUCCCUGCUCUGGGCUUUGGUACCUACAAACCCGAAGAGGUCCAUAAGAGUAAGUCACUGGAGGCUGCAAACCUCGCUAUAGAGGCUGGAUUCCGCCAUAUUGAUACUGCUUUUGCAUAUCAAGUAGAAGAGGAGAUAGGACAGGCCAUCAAAAGCAAGAUUGCAGCUGGUGUUGUGAAGAGAGAAGACAUAUUCCUCACCUCAAAGCUUUGGUGCACUUUUUUCCGACCAGAACUGGUCCGGUCUUGUUUGGAAAAAUCACUGAAAAGACUUCAACUGGACUAUGUUGACCUUUAUCUUAUGCAUUACCCAGUGCCCAUGAAGCCAGGAGAUGAUGAUUUUCCAGUAGAUAAACAAGGAAAAACACUAUUGGACAAAGUAGAUUUCUGUGCCACUUGGGAGGCCAUGGAGAAGUGUAAGGAUGCAGGACUGGUCAAGUCCAUCGGGGUGUCCAACUUUAACCACAGACAGCUGGAGAGAAUCCUGAACAAGCCAGGGCUGAAGUACAAGCCUGUGUGCAAUCAGGUUGAGUGUCAUCCUUAUCUGAACCAGAGCAAACUGCUGGAUUACUGCAAGUCAAAAGACAUUGUGCUGGUUGCUUAUGGCGCUUUGGGAACUCAACGAUAUAAACGAUGGGUAGACCAGAGCUCUCCAGUUCUCUUGAAUGAUCCAGUUCUUUGUGAUGUGGCCAAAAAGCACAAGAGAAGUCCAGCCCUGAUUGCCCUUCGCUACCAGAUUGAGCGUGGGGUCCUGCCUCUGGCCCAGAGUUUCAAAGAAAAUGAGAUCAAAGAGAAUUUGCAGGUUUUUGACUUCCAGUUGCCUGCUGAGGACAUGAAAGUUCUAGAUGGAAUGCACAGAAAUUUAAGAUAUGUUUCAGCUGAGUUUUUUGCUGAUCACCCUGAAUAUCCAUUUUCUGAGGAAUAUUAACAUGUGGGCCUUGUCGUGAAUUCUGCCCGAGGUCUAUGAGUGUGGACACUUCUGUGGGUGAUACGACUCGGAUGCUGCUGGUCAGAUACAUCAUUUCAGGUCAAUCUAGGCUAGUUAGCAGCUCACAUUCAGCUAAAGCUUCGGCUGCCAUUCCUCAAGAGAAGGCAGCGUUUUCCCAGUGCUUUGAAAUAAAUAGAACAUUAAAGAUA